Molecule: messenger RNA, 719 nt
Organism: Octopus sinensis (East Asian common octopus)
Lineage: Eukaryota; Metazoa; Mollusca; Cephalopoda; Octopoda; Octopodidae
Product: acetylcholine receptor subunit beta-like
Exons: 3
Coding region: 165-680 (171 amino acids)
Biological process (GO): monoatomic ion transport
Cellular component (GO): membrane
Molecular function (GO): extracellular ligand-gated monoatomic ion channel activity
Source: RefSeq, a predicted model, not a curated record
AAAUUGCUGGCAUUGUGCCAAACUUUUAAGCUAAUAUUCAUUGUCUCUUUGAUCGCAGGUUGACAGCAAACCUCUCCGAUGGUCGUCAAAACCGAGCCUACGAGGAGAUUACCCAAACCCUGGGAGCCUUAUUUCGAGAUUACGACAAAAAUGUUGCCCCGCAAAUGCACUACUUGCAGCCGGUCAUGGUCUCAUUGAAAGUAACCGUGGAUCACGUUUAUUCCUUUGAUCCGGCUGAGCAAUCAUUACAUUCUUUGUUAACAUUGGAAACGAGCUGGUCGGAUCGACGUCUCGCUUGGUAUCCCACCAAACAGCGAAGCUUUCGCCUCAAUAAUAUAUCAGUAUGGGAACCAAGUGUCUACUUCGUAAAUGCUUUAUCGGCAGUGGACUCCGCCGCUGAACCAGCCAUCAGACUGGAAUACAACGGCAACUUGAACAAGUAUCAGAAAAUAUCAUUGAAGACAUACUGUCCGACUGAAAAAGACCAGUACAGUUUCUCCUGUCCGUUCAUGCUGAAAACAUAUCCUUUGCCAAGCACACAAGAACGGCUGAGAGUAACAGAUUUUGAAGUCAAUGACAAUUUUCAAAGCCACCAGUGGAAUGCCGAGGUCAAUACCAACAAGACACAGAUUUAUAAUCAAGAUCCUGUUGUACUUGUUAUCGAUCUCGAACUGAAAUAAAAAUGAUUUGUGUUUAAGUUUAAAAUAUAAUAUAAUUCA